CCUAGCUAGAGCGCAUUUCUUCCUCGAUUUCCAUUCCAUGGCGCCGCAUCGAAGGAGCAGCGGCGGCGGUAGCGGUGGAGGAGGCGGCGCCGCGGCCAAGCAGCAGCGCAGCAUUGCGUCUUUCUUUUCUCCCGCUGCUCCAUCGCCAGCGGCAAAGAAGGUUUUGGUGAUCAAUGAUGCGACUAUCGCUGCUAGUAAUCCAGCUUUGUCACCGAAAACUCAUGAUCGACAAGAAGAAGAUACUGGAAAAAACGAUAGAACUGCGGUAACAGCACCAAAUGAGGAAAGAGAUGAUGAGAAAAGCAAAGAGUCUCCGCUAAAGAGGCCGGCGGAUGACAAUGUAUGUGGAAGUCCUCCAGCGGAGUCUAGUAAAUCACUCAAAAGACUGAAGCAGAAGGUCGUUUUGGAAGAUGGUGACGACGAGGAGUUCCUUGAGAAGAUGGAUUUGGAGAACAGUCAUUGUGGAAAAACUCGAAGAAGUUCUUCUGUUUCUUCAGCAGGUGCAGCAGUCAAAACGUCGGAUGGUUUGGGAGCUCCGAGGAAAAGGCUGAGAAAGAAGUACGUGGUGGCUUCUUCAGACGAUGAUAGUGGCUGUGAAGUGAAAGGUGCCGAUGUCAAAGAAAAACGAACGAUGGAGGACGAAGCGACGAUCGGAGAAAUUCCGAAAGAAGAUACCAGACAGCGAGCUGAAGAACUCGAAAAAAUUACACGGUUCAAAGAGGAAACUGUUCGGCAGAUAGAACCUGCCACAACGAGAGCGGAUGAGUGUUGUGAGGCCGAUCGCUCACUACUGCUGAGUGGUGAAGCACUUGAACGUUUUGGCGGUCGAAUCUCAAGAAAAUUCAGCUUUCUUGGCAAGAACCGCAAGGAUUCUUCAGGAAGGCGCCAUGACUGGCCAAAUUUUGAUUCUCGAACACUUUUUUUGCCGGCCGAGUUUGUGAAAGGGCUCACAGGAGGCCAGAGGCAAUGGUGGGAAUUCAAGGCCAAACACAUGGAUAAAGUUCUUCUUUUUAAGAUGGGGAAGUUCUACGAAAUGUUUGAGAUGGAUGCACAUGUUGGAGCUCAAGACCUUGAUCUGCAGUACAUGAAGGGUGAGCAGCCGCAUUGUGGCUUCCCGGAAAAGAAUUAUUUUGAGAAUGUAGAGAAGCUAGUUCGAAAGGGGCAUCGAGUGUUGGUGGUGGAGCAAACGGAGACACCAGAACAGCUUGAAGAACGCAAGAGAAAAACGGGCAGCAAAGACAAGGUUGUAAGACGUGAAAUAUGUGCGAUCAUAACUAAGGGAACCAUGGUGGACUCUGGUAUGAUUAGUGACAAUGCGGAGCCCUCCUUCCUUGCUGCAGUAACAGAGAAGGCGGACAAUUAUGGAGGUUCUUUGGUCGGACUUUGCGUGGUAGAUGCCUCCAGGGCUUUAUUUAUGCUCGGUCAGGUCGAGGAUGACUCCGCAAGGACGAAACUCAGAUCUAUAUUGACAGAACUGAGGCCUGUCGAACUAGUCUUGCCGCUUGGCUUGCUGACGGACGCUACUCAAAAGGCCUUACGCGAACAAACAAGAAAACCAUUGAUCAGUCAACUUGUACCUUCAAAAGAGUUCUGGGACGCUGAACAGACAACCAAAGAGAUUCGCACCAGUUAUGGAGCUUCAGACGUGAUGCCUACCGUUCUUCAAAAAAUUCUCGAGCUUGGUGUUUCGUCAGAACCAGUUUUAUCUGCUUUUGGGGGCUGCAUUUGUUACUUGAGGCAAUCGCUUCUUGAUGGUCAGCUCCUCCAGCUUGGGAGGUUCGAGUUGCUUCCAGGAUCGGACCUGUCAUUCGAACAUUCAGCCGCUAUUCCUGAAGCCGCAGAAGCUCACAUGGUACUUGACAGUGCUGCUUUGGAUAACUUGGAAAUAUUGGAAAACUCUUCCAAUUGUGGAGUGGCAGGGACUCUUUUGUGUUUACUCGACCACUGCAUAACACCAUUCGGAAGACGUCUAUUGAAGCAGUGGAUUGUCAGGCCUCUUUGCAAUAUUGAAUCCAUUGUGCAACGGCAAAAUGCCGUCGUAGAUAUGCAGGGUGUGGCGGAAAAUGCAGUUUCAGAAUUUCGACGGGAGCUCUCUGGUAUUCCGGACCUUGAAAGACUUCUAGCUCGACUCAGUGCAAACAGUGGGGAAAAUGGGAGGCAUUCGCAGAAGGUUGUGCUGUAUGAAGAUGCUGCAAAGAAGCAGAUCAAGGAACUCGUUGCGGCACUUCGGGGCUUUCAGAAACUUGUCAAAGCUGUAUCUUGUUUCGGCAAUUGUCUGCCGCAGCUCAAAUCAGCUCGCCUGCGGUCUUUAUUGACCUUUGGGAAAGGAUUUCCUGAUUUGAAGCCUCUUCUGCAGUAUUUUGAGGAUUCCUUUGACUGGUCGGAGUCAGAAGCAAAUGGUCGAGUAACCGGUGGUGAUCAUAGCAACUUAUCGGCAUCUGAUCCCAGAGAAAAACUCGAGAGCUACCUGAAGAGCCAGCAAAAGUUUUUCAAAAAUCCAGAGCAGAUUUCUUACGUGACUGUUGGGAAGGAUACUUACCUGCUUGAGAUACCCGAAGAGCUGCAUACUAAAGUGCCUUCAGAUUACGAACUUCGCUCGUCUAGAAAGGGUUUCUGUCGAUACUGGACACCAAGGGUGAAAGAGCUGUUGCAAGAGCUUAGCCUUUGUGAAAACGAGAAGGAAGCUGCUCUGAGAGGCAUACUCCAAACUCUUACUAAGCGCUUUUGUGACGAUCACGAUCACUGGCUCUCUGCUAUUCGAGCUGUUUCUGAAUUGGAUGCUCUUAUGAGCAUAUCGUCUGCCCGGUUGCACAUGGAUGGAAUGACGUGCUUGCCAACGUUUGUCCCAGCAAGUCAACUUGCAAAGCCGGUUUUUAGAGCCAAAGCCUUACGACAUCCUAUAGUGGCUGUUAGUACUGCUGCAAGCACUCCUUUUGUUCCGAACGAUGUUGUUCUCGGUGGCGGAAGCAAUCCAGAGGUUAUGCUUUUGACAGGGCCCAAUAUGGGUGGCAAGUCGACUUUGCUUCGUCAAGUAUGUCUGGGAAUGAUACUCGCACAGAUUGGUUCAGAGGUUCCAGCUGAGUCGCUCGAGCUUUCCCUUACGGAUAGAUUAUUCGUUCGUAUGGGAGCCAAGGAUCAAAUCAUGACAGGUCAAAGCACAUUCUUGAUUGAACUACUGGAAACCGCUGUUAUGCUGCGCUGUGCAACUCAAAACUCGUUUGUGGCUCUGGACGAGCUUGGACGUGGAACAGCAACCUCAGACGGCCAAGCUAUAGCGCACGCCGUGCUCCAUUAUCUAGCACACAACGUCCAAUGUCGGGGAAUGUUUUCUUCUCACUACCACAAACUUGCAAGCGAUUUUGCGAAUGACCCUUCCGUGUCUUUGUGCCAUAUGGCAUGCAAGGUUGGAGGUGGAAAUAACGAGCUGGAAGCAGUAACAUUCCUCUACAAACUCACUUCUGGCUCUUGCCCGAAGAGUUAUGGCGUCAACGUCGCACGAAUAGCAGGAAUGCCAGAGAGCGUGUUGCGCAGAGCCGCACUACAGUCUGCCAAACUCGAGAAAGAAGUGGAAUCUCACUGUCACGAAGCGGACGUCAUCAAAACCAUCCUCGAUGCCUCUGUUGACAGUGCGGAACAACUUCGCACGGCUUGGGAGAAGGCAAAACUUAUAUAAGCAUGAAGCCGGGUUUGCAAUGGGAUUUGGACGCCCAAGCUUUGAGGAAUUGCGCUAUGGCCAGGGGAGCAUCGAGAACAGGUUUUUACAAGGAUUUUAUGCGGGAGCUAUUUUCUUACGGCAAUAUCGCAAGUUUUCCAUUGGAGGAAUCCUAGCAAAAUAUGUGGUGGCUAUGUUGAUUUUUGGCAGCGAUGAGGGAGAAAGAAUAGUGGUGCCAAGUUCGAUUGCAAUGCAUUUGUUCACGCGAUUGACCGGUUGAUGGAGACAAAUGGUCUGUAACAAGGAUCGAAUGUCCACUGCUUGACAAAGCUGAUGUAAGUUUCAUCCGCUUUCUUGGAAAAAGGUUGAUUGAUCACCUGA
This is a messenger RNA of Selaginella moellendorffii, 4033 nucleotides long. Its product is annotated as DNA mismatch repair protein MSH6. Gene Ontology annotation, cellular component: nucleus. Bases 38 to 3673 code for a protein of 1211 amino acids. Gene Ontology annotation, biological process: mismatch repair. Lineage: Eukaryota; Viridiplantae; Streptophyta; Lycopodiopsida; Selaginellales; Selaginellaceae. Gene Ontology annotation, molecular function: ATP binding; ATP-dependent DNA damage sensor activity; mismatched DNA binding. The transcript is spliced from 26 exons. The record is from RefSeq and is a predicted model, not a curated record.